AUGGCCGACGCGGCCCUUGGCGCGGCACAAUGGGUGGUGGGAAAGGCACUAGCCCCCGUUGCGGAUGGUGUGCUGGAGGCUUGGGCGGCCAGCAGUCACUUUGGUCUCAACAUCGAGGCCGUCCGCACGGAACUGCUGCAGGUGCAGGCCAUGCUCGAACGAGCUGCCACCAAGGAGCUCUCAUGUGCUCUGCUCGCGCCCUGCAGGUCUCACUCUCUCUUUCGCACUGUCGCUAUCCGCCGCUUCAUCUCUUCUCACCACCGGCGCUCCCACUCCCGACCCUGGUGCUCCACCUCGCGGUUAGCAGCACAGCUCUCGUCGCCUCCUCACCUGCCUGCAGUGCAGUCACCUUGCACUCUCUCCUGUCACCACGGCGACGGUGGCUCCCGGAUCUGGACCAGCCGCACCACCGCUGCACAUCACCAGCAGCUAGCUGGGACUAGGCAGACGGCAGCGGCUUCCAUCACCGGCAGACCGACACCUCGUGUGCGUGUCAACUGCAGGUGCGCAGAACAUCCUCCAUCCCUGCAUACGAUCAGGGGAUGGCCGAUGCGGCCCUUGGCGCGGCACAAUGGGUGGUGGGAAAGGCACUAGCCCCCGUAGC
Molecule: messenger RNA, 604 nt
Organism: Hordeum vulgare subsp. vulgare (domesticated barley)
Lineage: Eukaryota; Viridiplantae; Streptophyta; Magnoliopsida; Poales; Poaceae
Exons: 4
Coding region: 1-594 (197 amino acids)
Source: RefSeq, a predicted model, not a curated record